GAAGUUUCGGCAUCUCGAUAAUCUCGAUCUGUUCGUCUCCACUCCCUCCGGCGUACUAGAUUCGCCGACCGAAAAUCUCCUCAACCGCGCCGCAGGUGUCCACCGUUUCAAUCGGCAACAAUGUCGAUGUCAAAGAGCUCCAAGAUGCUCCAGUUCGUAAACUACAGGAUGCGAGUAACGAUCCAAGACGGAAGGCAGCUCGUGGGGAAGUUCAUGGCCUUCGAUCGCCACAUGAACCUCGUCCUCGGUGACUGCGAGGAGUUCCGCAAGCUCCCGCCGGCGAAAGGGAAGAAGAUCAACGAGGAGAGGGAAGAUCGGCGUACGCUAGGGUUGGUUCUUCUCAGAGGCGAAGAGGUUAUCUCCAUGACGGUGGAAGGACCGCCUCCUCCUGAAGAGUCACGUGCCAAGGCUGGCUCUGCAGUGGCUCUUGCUGGGCCUGGAAUGGGCCGUGCUGCUGGACGUGGAGUGCCUACUGGGCCGCUCGUUCAAGCGCAGCCUGGGCUUGCUGGGCCUGUUCGUGGAGUUGGUGGGCCGUCUCCGGGGAUGAUGCAGCCUCAGAUCUCUCGUCCUCCUGUGAUGCGGCCUCCUGGGCAGAUGCUCCCGCCGCCUCCGGCUUUUGGUGGUGGUCCUCCUCCGAUGGGGAGAGGCGUUCCGCAAGGUCCUCCGCCGAGUUACGGUAUGAGGCCGCAGUUUGCUGGACCGCCGCCUCAUGGGAUGGGAGGACCGCCUGGUGGUCCUCCUCCGCCUCCGUAUGGGCAGAGACCGAUGGGGCCUCCGCCUGGUGGGAUGAUGAGGGGGCCUCCACCACCUCAUGGGAUGCAGGGACCGCCUCGCCCUGGAAUGCAGCCUCCUCCUGGAGGGUUUGCUCCGCAGCGUCCGGGGCCGCCGCCGCCUAAUCCACAUAAUCAGCAGCAGUGAUUAGGUUUGCCUUUGUUUGGUGAGAUUGUGAAGUUUGUUUGGUUGGACUUUGUGCUUUUCAUGUCUUUAGCUGCAAUCUCUGAUCUAUCUUUAAAGUUUGUAGAUUUGUUGACGAGUGAGAGUGUCUUUGUUGCCCUAUCUUCUUGUGUUUCCGUAAGAGAGAUUUUAUUAAACUUUGUUAUUCACAUCUUAUUUGCGUC
This is a messenger RNA of Brassica rapa (field mustard), 1118 nucleotides long. RefSeq names its product small nuclear ribonucleoprotein-associated proteins B and B'. The record is from RefSeq and is a predicted model, not a curated record. Gene Ontology annotation, biological process: mRNA splicing, via spliceosome. Gene Ontology annotation, molecular function: RNA binding; snRNP binding. Gene Ontology annotation, cellular component: U4/U6 x U5 tri-snRNP complex; U1 snRNP; cytoplasm. Lineage: Eukaryota; Viridiplantae; Streptophyta; Magnoliopsida; Brassicales; Brassicaceae.